Lutra lutra (Eurasian river otter) is the source of this 11195-nucleotide messenger RNA. RefSeq names its product zinc finger and BTB domain containing 21 (gene ZBTB21). Gene Ontology annotation, cellular component: nucleus. The coding region runs from base 3949 to 7104 and encodes 1051 amino acids. The transcript has 5 exons. Gene Ontology annotation, biological process: negative regulation of DNA-templated transcription; regulation of transcription by RNA polymerase II. Gene Ontology annotation, molecular function: RNA polymerase II cis-regulatory region sequence-specific DNA binding; DNA-binding transcription factor activity, RNA polymerase II-specific; protein binding. The record is from RefSeq and is a predicted model, not a curated record. Lineage: Eukaryota; Metazoa; Chordata; Mammalia; Carnivora; Mustelidae.
CUGCUGAGCAGAGAGCCCGAUGUGGGGCUCGAUCCCAGGACCCUGAGAUCAUGACCUGAGCCGAAGGCAGAGGCUUUAACCCACUGAACCACCCGGGCGCCCUGGGAAAGAAAAUUUAAAUAGUAGUUUGUGACCAGAUUCACAGACGUGUGGUGUCUAUGGUUUUUAAUUUUUGCAUUUUAACCUAAUGGAGAACCAUGUUCUCAUUAUUUCUUUUUGACCCAGCUCCUAGCGCUCAGCUGAAAUAUCACAUCGAGGCAUUUCCUGAGCAUUCUCUCCAAACCCCUAGUGUCUAGGCAGUUCCAGCACCCUGUGCAUUUCAUUAUAGCCUGAAGUUACCUUUGUCGUUUCUUGUUCAUUAUCUCAUUUACCACUAGAAUUGGGGGGCCUUGUCUGUUUUGUGCGUCCCGUAUUUCAGGCUUGUCUAGCCAUGCCUUGCACAUAAUAAGAGCUCAAUAAAUGAGUUGAAUUCAUAGGUAUUCCCUAGUGCGCAUGUCCAGUGGAUGCUUGGAGCUUUGUUUUAGGAAGGCCUGUCCUGCGGCAGGAUUGUGAAGGAUGGACUUGGAGAGCAAGGCAGGAGGAAUGAGUAACACUUGGGAAGGUACCGGUUAGGGUCCUUUAAUAACAAGAACAGAAACAGGCUAGCUUGAACAGAACAGGGAGUUCAUGACCGAGACAGAAGGCUGCUCCUGAGGUUUAAGGAAAAGCUAGAGAAUUGGGCCAGGAAGCACAGAAACCAAGGUAACUGGCAGGAGUCAGCACGGUGGGCACCGGCUGGCUGCAUUUUCAGACCCAUCUUCCGGGGAGAAAGUUUGUGGUCUGUGUGGCUUUGGUUGUGUGCCUGCCCCGAAGCUAGGACAGCGCCGCUCAGCGGACGUCCUCCUGGGACACGGGUGGAUCCGCCAGAGCCACACGAGAGAGGCAGCUCUGCCAAUCCCGGUGCCUGUGGCGGGCGGAGCUAUGUCACAACAGAGCACACCCGAAACUGAAGCCAGCCCCUCAGGAGAGGCUGAACACGGGGUGACGCAGGACCCAUGAGGCUGACACUCCUGCCCCGGGGUGAUGGGACUGAGGAAGGCUGGCUUCGAAAUCUGAGAAGCGGUAGACGAAGUCUGCGUUGUCCCCAGUGAAUGAUCAGACCUGACUUAGAGCAGCGCUUCUCGUCUCCUUCGAAUAACGAAAUCGGGGGAGCGUCAGGCCUGGAUCCAGAUGUGAGGGUUUGGGGGAUCGGUGUGCAUGUGCUCCAAGUCACGUGGGUGCUUUGCUUUCCGACGAGGUGUUGGCUUUGUGACGAGCUCCCCCUUUUCGGUGGUGUAACGGCUGGGACUGUCCGCACUGUCCAGCGGUCCCAAGGGUGGUGUGUGUGGAAUUCGGUUUUAGGCUCAUGUUCUGGAUGUAAGCAGACGUUUUCCUGUGGAAGUGGUGCCAAGGGUUCUCUGGGCCGGUCUUGGAGCAAGUCUGACACCGGCCUGAGUUUUACUCUCCAAAGCUUGAAAGUCAGGGACGUUAUCUUGGUCCCUUCCCAUCUCCCUUCCUGGGCCCCUCAUUUACCUCCCGGUGCCCUUUUUAUCCUAGUGCUUAGCUGUGCUUGGUUUUUUUCUGCACAUGUCACCGGAACGCUCUGUGUUCCAAAACUGUCUACCUUCCCUCCAUCCCCUAAAAAAUCUUAGUUCCUUGAUGUAACAUUGGUGUAAAGAGGAAAUUAUUUGCAUUCAAUUAAUUUCUAUUAAGAUACGAAUCCCUGCUUCUCUUGGCAUUUAGUACCUGAGGAAUUUGAUAUAUAAUAAAUUGGUAUAAAAUAAUUCUGGUAUAAAAUUGGUAUAAAAUAAUUUUCUGCGGUUCAGUGGCGAAGGGCUUUGUGGCUGUGCUAGGGAGUUGGAACUGGGGGCCCGCGUAAGCAUUUAGUAGGAGUUUCCAAGCCCUGGUGCCAUCGGAUGUGUGUUUCUGAAAGGGAUCUGUCGUGGGAGUGGAAGAAUGGACCCUUCACUGUUGCAGUAGUCCAGUGAGCGGUGAGUCCCAAGUCUUCCCUGAUGUCCCCACCGCGUGCUCACCCACCCUCCCACCACCCGGCCAAAGUCAGUGCUUCCCGAAGUCCGCAUGCUCGUCAUCGUCUGUAUCCAUCAUCCUGUCUGAUGUGUGUGUGUCUGUCCUUCCGCGGCGGCGUGUGCGGCUGGACGACCAGCAGCCGGCCCGCCCCCUCCUGUCCCACCACCAGCAUCUCUUACGAUGGAUAACACUCGGGACCAGAAACCUCCAGGAGAGGAAGGACGGAACACGCGCCCGCCGUGUGGGAGGCACUGCGUACACGAGCUGGCAGGCGCCGCGCGUCCUGCUCCCCGUGAAAGUCCUGUGUGGCAAGUAGGGUUCGCCCAGCUGACAGGCUGAGGAGCUACGACUCGGAGAGGUCAAGUGAUCUUACCUGGUUGCGCACCUAAUAGGGGACAGAGCCAGGACUGGAGACAAACACCAAUUUGAAGGUCUUCUCCGUGGAGCUGUGAGAGCGCCGGGGGCUCUCGCUAUGACUACGGCGACAGCAGGGACUCUGCCCCAAUGAGUCAGGCGGAGAUGAGCAAUGGAAAAGGAGUGGGGGGCGGACUCGGGGGCAACGCGCACUUCUGGGGGAGGGCGGCUCGGCCUGCGGUGCGCGGGCUCGUGCAGGUCUGAGGUCCCGGUAUUCGUCGUUAAAACAGGCCGGUGGCCCAGCACACGCUCCUUCGUGGGCUCUUCGGAAGAGUCCGCGUGCUGGAGGACCAGCAGAGGCUGAGCCUUUGAAACCAGAGGAGAACUUGCCAGUGUCCUGGGUGCCGAGUUUGGUACAUUUACAGCCUGUCCUCUGGAGAAUGAGAAAACUGCCACCAGCAGACGUAAUUACUUUGAAUCCAUUCAAAAAUAAAUGUCGUAACUAUUUUAUUUUAUUACAUUUUUAGAGCAGGGAGAGCCAGAGGGAUAGAGAGGGAAUCUCAGGCAGGCUCCACACCCAGUGCAGAGCGGGACCUGGCGCUCGAUCCCACGACACUGAGAUCGUGACCAGAGCCAAAAUCAAGAACUGGAUGCUCAACCGACUGAGCCCCCCCAGUGCCCCAAAUGUCAUAACUGUUUUAAAGAAGACGCUAUAGUCAAAGCAGAGAUGAGGUGUUCUAGUAACAGAAGCCCGAGUGAAGGGUCGGCUUUGGAGAGUCUGCGAUUGUCUGUGUGGGAAAUGGCUUUCCCUUUGUUGAGAGCAUGGGUGGCAUUAAUAGGGACCUUUUUCUUUGAUACCGAAUUAAAUGUUUGCCUUGUACGAGAUGCUAGCCCAGCCACCCUUUGCACCAAGGCUAAAGGAGGGCACAGUCGUCCCAGCCGUUUCACGCGAGGGGCAUGGUACUCAGCGGGGAGGGCGGCAGCCUCUCACCCUGGUGCCUGUGCCCGGGCCUGCACCAUCCACCAGGCCUUCCCGCCUCAUCUUUAGACUGGAAGAGAAUGACAGUGACAUCUCAUUUCAGAUCCUUAAUUUGCAAGGAGCAGUAAUUGUGUUUAGAUCGGGACACAGUUCCCUCUGUGCUGUCGCGGAAAAUGGGAACUGGUUCUUCCAUGUCUUUAAAGGUCUGGUGAGACACCCCCGCCCCCCGCAACCCAGGGGUCACAGUUCACAUGGUGGAUAAGUGCCUCCCGCGAUAAGACUGACUUCCUUUCAGAAUCACAGCCUCAGCAGCUCUGGCUCUUCGUGCUUCCUCUCCGAAGAGAAAGGGCUAGAGCCAAGCCUCGAAUGGAUGAGACCCCUAACGAGCAGACCUUUCCUUGCAAACCGUGCUUCCGCCCAGCCGCCGAGGCCCAGCAGCCCCCCGCUGGUAUGAGGGCACCGGAGCUGCGAUCCUCCGUCCCAGAGCCGCUCAGCCAGUGACCGGCGCACCCCGCCAGCCCCGAGCCCCCCCGCGGCCGCUCCUCGUGCUGUCAAAGUGGGCGCCCGCGAUGGAGGGGCUGCUGCACUACAUCAACCCGGCCCACGCCAUCUCCCUGCUGAGCGCCCUCAACGAGGAGCGCCUCAAGGGACAGCUGUGCGACGUGCUCCUGAUCGUGGGCGACCAGAAGUUCCGAGCGCACAAAAACGUCCUGGCUGCCAGCAGCGAGUACUUCCAGAGCUUAUUCACCAGCAAGGACAACGAGUCCCAGACCGUCUUCCAGCUGGACUUCUGCGAGCCAGAUGCUUUCGAUAACGUCCUGAACUACAUUUACUCCUCGUCCCUGUUCGUCGAGAAGAGCAGUCUGGCGGCCGUGCAGGAGCUCGGCUACAGCCUCGGGAUUUCCUUCCUGACCAACAUCGUCUCCAGGACCCCCCAGGCCCCCUUUCCGACGUGUCCCAACAGGAAGAAAGUAUUCAUCGAGGACGAUGAAAGCAGUUCUCAGAAGAGAAGCGUCAUUGUCUGCCAGAGUAGAAACGAAGCCCAGGGAAAAACCGGGAGUCAGAACCAGCCCGACCUAAGCCACCCGGCCCGGCCCUCCCCGAGCACUGCCGUCAAGACCGGCCCCGGUAAGCCCCACGUCCCCAAACCGGCCGAGCCGCUGCCCGGCUCGCCGCUGGCCGAGAAGGGCUGGCCGAGAGACGGCUCUGUGGGCUUCGCGAAGGUGGCGGAGCGCGCGGGGCCUCUGGAGGACCCCGGCAGAGGCGGGCUGGGGACACGGAGCGCGCCGCUGUCUUCCAGGCCCCCGCAGGACAGGGAGGCCGCGGACGAUAAACUUCCCAAAGGCAAAGCCAUUGAGCUGGCUCUGAAGAGACCGCGGCCGCCGGUGUUGUCCCUCGGAAGCGCGUCGGAGACCCCCUACGUGCUGAAGGAGACGCACAAAGGAGGGGGUCAGGGCGAGGACAGGAACCUGCUGUACUACUCCAAGCUGGGGCUGGUGGUCCCGUCCGGCGGCGCGGGGCCCGGGAAGCCCGGCAUCGACAGGAGCGGCCCGCUCGUCAAGAGUCUGCUCAGACGCUCGUUGUCCAUGGACAGCCAGGUGCCCGUCUACUCGCCCGCCAUAGAGCUCAAGUCUUCCCAGGGGCCCUCUUCUGGGGCAGGCGAGGUGCCGGGGAGCGUGUUCUGUGCCCUGUCUCAGAAGUCGUCUCUGAAGGAGUGCGGGGAGAAGGCCGUCGACGAGCGGAGCCCCGCGCCCCAGCCGCACCGCCUUAGGUCCUUCAGCGCCUCGCAGUCCACGGACAGGGAGGGCGAGCCGGCCGUGACCGAGGUCCGCAUCAAGACGGAGCCCCGCAGCCCGCUGUCCGACCCCUCCGACAUCAUCCGCGUCACCGUGGGAGACCCGGCCGCCGCCGCCGCCAGGGACCUCUCCCUGAAAACCGAAGACGACCAGAAGGACAUGAGCAGGCUCCCGGCAAAAAGAAGGUUCCAGGCGGACCGGAGGCUGCCGCUGAAGAAGGUGAAGGAGGACGAGCACGGGUCUCCGGUGUCUGAAGACAACUUCGAGGAGGGCUCCAGCCCUCCCCUCCCCGAUGCAGAGUUUCCAGAUUCUGACUUGAACAAAGAUGAAUUUGGUGAGUUGGAGGGAACAAGACCCAACAAAAAAUUUAAGUGCAAACACUGCCUUAAGAUCUUUAGAUCGACGGCGGGCCUUCACCGGCACGUUAACAUGUACCAUAACCCAGAGAAGCCCUACGCUUGCGACAUCUGUCACAAGCGGUUUCACACCAACUUCAAAGUGUGGACGCACUGUCAGACCCAGCACGGCAUAGUGAAGAACCCGUCACCGGCCUCUAGUUCACAUGCCGUUUUGGAUGAGAAAUUCCAAAGGAAGCUGAUUGACAUAGUGCGCGAGAGAGAGAUUAAGAAGGCCCUGAUCAUUAAGCUGAGGCGCGGCAAGCCUGGCUUUCAGGGCCAGAGUAGCUCCCAGGCCCAGGCCAUCAAGAGGAACCUGCGGUCGCGAGCCAAAGGAGCGUACGUCUGUUCGUACUGCGGAAAAGCCUAUCGCUUCCUCUCGCAGUUCAAGCAGCACAUAAAAAUGCACCCGGGAGAGAAGCCCGUUGGCGUCAGUAGGGCCACCAAGCCCAGAGAGCACGUCUCUCUUGAGAGGCCGGUAGAGAACAAGGAGGUUUACCAGUGCCGCCUCUGUAAUGCUAAGCUCUCUUCUCUUCUAGAGCAAGGAAACCACGAGCGGUUGUGCAGGAACGCCACCGUUUGCCCCUACUGCAGCCUUAGGUUUUUCUCGCCCGAGCUGAAGCAGGAGCACGAGGGGAGGUGUGAGUACAAGAAGCUGACGUGCCUCGAGUGCAUGCGCACCUUCAAGUCCUCCUUCAGCAUCUGGCGGCACCAGGUCGAGGUCCAUAACCAGAACACCAUGGCGCCGGCCGAGAACUUCUCCUUGCCUGUCCUGGAGCACAACGGGGAUGCGACGGCCGCCGCCAGGCCCCCGGCGCAGCCCGAGCCCCACAGGGCCAACCACGCGGUCACUGCCAAAGACGACAACACCUUCAGCGACUGCUCAGAGCAGGUGAACUUCGACUCGGAGGACUCCUCCUGUCUGCCCGAAGACCUCAGCGUCUCCAGGCAGCUCAAGAUCCACGUCAAGGAGGAGCCCGCCGAGGAGGCCGAGGAGGAGGCGCCCGAGGCCCGCGCCGCCCCCAAGGACGCCGGCUCCAGCAAGGACGCCGGCCUGUGGCCCUGCGAGAAGUGCGGCAAGACGUUCGCGGCGCACAAGCAGCUGGAGCGGCACCAGGAGCUGCUGUGCUCCGUGAAGCCCUUCAUCUGCCACGUGUGCAACAAAGCCUUCCGCACCAACUUCCGGCUCUGGAGCCACUUCCAGUCGCACAUGUCUCAGGCCACGGAGGACGCGGCGCAUAAGGACUCGGAGGCCUGCCCCGUGCCCACAAACUCUCCGUCCCCGCCCCCGCUGCCCCCGCCGCCGCCGCUGCCCAAGAUCCAGCCCCUGGAGCCCGACAGCCCCACGGCUGUGGCCGAAAACCCCGCGCCCGCCGCAGAGAAGCUGUUCGUGCCCCAGGAGUGCGACACGCUCUUCUACCACGCGCCCCCCCUUUCUGCGAUCACCUUUAAGAGGCAGUUCAUGUGUAAGCUGUGCCACAGGACGUUCAAGACGGCUUUCAGCCUCUGGAGUCACGAGCAAAGCCACAACUGAAAGGCCGGCCCUCACCUGCCGCGGAAGGGGCGGUGGUCUCCAGAGUGCAACCUUAAUUGGGAAACGUGCAUCAGAAGCGAGAUAUUUUUCAAAAGAGAAUAAUAAAGCUUGGAAAUUGUUAUGCUUGAAUAGAAGUGGGGAGGGAAAUUGGUACUAAUUAGUGAUGAUGUCCUCACUCAGCCUAGGAAGACUAAAGUCUGUCGUGCGUCGGACCUUUCCGUCCAGGGAUGAUUGGACUUCAUUCCUGUUGCAGUUUGACUGAUCUCACUUGUCUGCAUGGUUCCUCAUUCCACGGUGUCAGUGUAAUCUUCUCCCGGAGGUGGUCUUGGUUUUUACUGAUUCUCAGUCAGUGAAAUGCGGUUCAAGUAUUUCUUUCGAUGCUGUCAGACGCCUAAGUUCUAGUUCAAUCGCGGCCACGUUCCGACGGCCACGGCGGGUCAGGAGCAAGUGAGUAUAGUUGGCGGCCUCGAGUUAGAUCUUAGGGUACUUUAGCAAUAAAACAAUGAUAAGCCUCAACUUUAUUAAUAAGUUAUCCUGACACUUGAUAACAAUAAAUAUUUGGUAUUUUGUGGUCCUGUAAAAAAAUUUUUUUGUAUGAAAACGGUGAGAAAUUUAAAUCAGCAAUAGUAAUAUUUAGAUUUUUAUAAAGUAACAAAAGCUUGCUCUUGGGUCAUUUACGAUAACUCAUGAUGGAAGAUUUGGGAAAUGAAAACGUGAGGGUUUCUGGAAGGCCUUCAAGCCCGUUUACAAAAGCUUCCGUGGCGACAGGCGUGGUCAUCGCAACCACUGUGCCAUGGGCGUGGGCCUCCGGUCUCAGCUCUGACCGGUGCUGGAAGGGCUGGGCGGGUUCGGUCUCCUCUGGUUCAUGCUGUCACCAGUGGGGACAUCUGAGUGCGUCAGGAACAGACAACAAAGGUAGCGUGAGGCACGCACUCCUUUUGAGUUGAACUGUGUUAGGGAACAGUGAAGGUUGGGACAUACGCUUAGGUACCUCGGUCCCACGCCCCCAGUCAGGACAUCUGCUUGAGUCCCAAGUCAGCACGGAAUCCCCAAGAUGGGCCCCGGGGGAAAACCACGCAGGGUCUCCACGCACUCUCAAGACCAGUGUUCAUAGUGUUCCAUUUCCUGCCUCCGUUCUGUUAGUAUUUGUUGGAGUUCGUUGUGGUGAGAUGUCCUUAGCGCGGCCAUCCUGCUCCGAGUCCCUGCUUCAGCGUUUCGUAAAUCUGUGUCAAAGCACUAUCGAGGGUCCAAAAUGAGUUUUGCUACCUGCUUCGGCCCAGAGGGUGUGGGCUGCCUUUUUUUUUUCUAGUUUGUAUAAGUUGUAAUUAAAGGUGCUUGUAGGCGUUACCCAGAUCUCAGCGGGUAUUUCUAAAGGGAAGACUCUGUUUCACUCGUACAGACGAGGGGUUAGGUAUGAACAAGGGGAGAUACUGUUGAAACCGCAGAAUCUUUCCAAGGCAGUUCUACGGAUGAAGGCUCCCAAGUUUAUUAAGUUCUUUUUUUUUUUUUACAAGCUAUUCUCUCAAAAAAAAAAAAAAAUUUACUGUGACUAAGAAAUAAUUUGCUGAGUACUUCAGUGUGUACCGCUGUAGCAGAAAAGAGCUCCGUACUCGCCUGUCCUGUCACCCACAUCCCACACCAGCGGUAGGAAAGACAUUCUCAACUUCUGAUCGAAAUGCAAGCAUUUUCAUAAAAUGCCGACUGGCUUUGCAGAUCAGAGAACUCGCAUGUGAAAUUUUGCCUUUUGUUGUUUUCAUGUGAAAACUAUCACAAGUCACAAAAUAUCUGAGUGGCCCCUUCCUAAUUUUGUUCUUACCUAAAUUUGCUGGAGAAAGGAAAAGAAAACGAAGCUGCAGUAACCACUUACUGCCCUCUUUAUAUUUUCUUGAAGAAAUCUAUGCAUUUUAAAGAUGAAACUAAAGCGUGUGAUGUUUCGAGAAACAUCUGGGUGGGUUAUUGUUCAUUGACUUAAUUCCCUGCAUAAUGUGCUGUUUUCUUACUCUGAACACCUUGGCAGCCGUCACUUCUUCGAAAAGACAGUCUCCCUCAGAGUAGUCCUUGCUUCUGGCCGUCAGACCGUGUGCGAUAAUUCCACGGCACACGUGAUCUUGGCAUUGUAAAUCCAGUAUCCCAGGACUUGAACCUUUAUGCUACGUUUUUGAAGAUUUUUUAAUAAUGUUAAUCAGUAAAAAAAAAUAUUUUUGAUCUAAACACAGGCUCAGCUUAUCUGUUAGAUUUUGAAAAUCGCCAGUGUUUUGUCUCGUUCAUUUUCACGUUUUUGUCUAGGCAAGGAGCGUUAAGAUUUCAAAUAAAAUUUUGAGCCAAAAACAUUUAUAAUGCAGUUCUGGCUUUUCUAUUACUUUUUAUACUCUACCUUCAAAGCGUCAGGCUAAAAGAGUUUAUUUUGGUGGUCAAUAAAGAAAAUAGGCUUCCGCUCAUGUAACUAUUUUAAAUGUUCGGAAGUAAAAUAAUGAAAGACACACAUCGCUCCGUUUAAGAAUGUCGAUCUCACACAGCGGGCAGACCCUCGGUCUGUGAGACAGGUUGGUCUUUCAUUGUUAGGACUCCGGCUUGUAAAGGUAUUCUCGAAAACGUUUUUUUCUGAUUAGAAUUAAUUUUUGAAAAUGUAGAAAUCUCAUUAUUCCUUGUAAGUAUUCAGGCUGCCUUUUUUUAUGCAGUUGUGGAAAAGAAUGUAAGAUGUUUUAAUAUAUUCUUUGUUAAUCUGAGAACUCGAUAUUGAAUCAUUUUCUUCGUGUGGGAGAGGGGAAGAGGAAAAACCUAAAACACCUUUUUAUCUAAGUCAGCAACGGAGGUUACAAAUAGUGUGCAUUUUUUAUAGUAAUAUUUCAACUUAACAGAAUAUUCACCUUUAAAACUAGUUAUGGCUAGGGUGCAUUUAUUGUUUUAUCAAAAUCUCUAAGAAUUGAACCAUGAUGUCACUUUUGCAUCUGUGGGGGACAGGUGUGUGGUUCUCGGUUUUCUGUUCUGGAGCGGAUCCCUAACAGCCUUUUAAAAAACAUGCUCCAGUUCCUGUCAAUCAGUGCUGGUCUUAGCCACUCACGCACCCGCUGGUGCUGACGAGGGGAGAAGCUGUACGACCAGAAUAAAAUGUGCCCUUCUCUGGAGGCAGGGGGUAUCUUCCUCUGCAGGCCAGUGGCCCGUCCCGGGGAGGGAGACAGGAGAAUCCACUGUGUGUGUGUGUGUGUGUGUGUGUGUACAACCAGAAUCCAGAACCAUAGGAAUUAAAGGCAUUUGAAUUUUCUCACCACAGAAACAAUUAAAUGUCAUGCAUAGCAGGUUUCUUGAUAAAUUGCACUAAUUCAUAUUGGGAUAUUACAAGUCCGCUUUGUCGAUUUCUGAUUUCUCAUUGAUGUUUUUUGUAGUAAUUGUGAAAAGUUAUUUAAAUAAUGCUAGUACAUUUAAUAAGUUCUUUAACACUGGCUUUUUUUUUUUUUUUUUAAGUUUAAAAAAAAAAAUAGGGUUUUCUUUUGUGGCUUUAGCACUUUAAGAAGUUUUAUGUUCCCAUCAUGGUUAACGUGCUUGUUCAGCGCUUCUCCACGUUCACUUCUGCGUGGCGGGGGACACUGGCCGGUCGCAUUUACGUCCCGGAGGCGGGGGCGUGGGGCAGUGUCCGGGUUUUCAGGAAUUCCAGAGACCGGUGUUUGGGAACCAAAGUAUUUUACUGUAAAUCUUGAAAAUAAUUGAACUGAGUGCUCUCUAGUCAUUUAUUAGUGCUGUUGUCAGAUUUUCCACAAAGUUACACUUGGUUAAUGUUGAUUUUCAACUGGGGAUAAUUUCUUACUGACAUUAAUCCAAUACCUUAAAACUUUUCAUUGAGUAGCGCUUACUAUUAAACAAAUGUGGUUAUAAACAGAUUGUGUAUAUUUUGUCAGAUGCCUUAGCAGACUAAAUCAUUGUUUGGUUUUAUUUAGGAAUGAGCUUUUGGGAACUGAAAACUCCUGGUCCGAUAGGAUUUCUAUCUAACGUUAAACCAUGGCUUAUUUGUAUCCAAUUCUGUUGUCCGUUUCCUUUGCUUACAUCUUGACUACGAAUGAUUGGAGUCAAUAAAUUUGUACUGUAUUUUGUUUGGA